Messenger RNA from Daphnia carinata, 1095 nucleotides. RefSeq names its product small ribosomal subunit protein mS35-like (gene mRpS35). The record is from RefSeq and is a predicted model, not a curated record. NCBI's taxonomy places the organism in Eukaryota, Metazoa, Arthropoda, Branchiopoda, Diplostraca, Daphniidae. Gene Ontology annotation, biological process: mitochondrial translation. Gene Ontology annotation, cellular component: mitochondrial small ribosomal subunit. The coding region runs from base 40 to 1041 and encodes 333 amino acids. The transcript is spliced from 6 exons. Gene Ontology annotation, molecular function: structural constituent of ribosome.
CUGGGUUAAGCAGUCUAAUGUGUCUAAAAACCUAGAAAAAUGUCUGCAAUUGUAAAUCUACGUGUUUUUCGCAAUUUCCAGCAGUUUGUGUCAUUCAGACCGAUUUCGAAUUAUCCCACUUCGUUGAAUAAAAACGCAGAAGUCCAAAAUGUUGAAGAUGAUGAUUUUCGAGCAUUGGAACUGCGUCCCAACAAAUCAAAUAAUAUGAGAGGAAACCGUCGAAAAACAGCCUACAAGAAAACACCAGUUCAUCCCCCACGCAGCAACAAAAUGCCUGUUGACCAAGAUUGGCCUUCUGUGUGGCCUGUUGCACGAGUAUUUCAUCCUGCCAGUGUUCCAUUGCCCUUGCAUCAAGGCUGGGUAGAGCCUGGGAUUACACCUCCUGGAAAAUUUGCCAAUGCAGAAUUGAUGAAGAUCCCCAACUUUCUUCACUUGACACCACCUGCCAUCGAAAGGCAGUGUGCUGCAUUGAAAAAAUUCUGCACGGAGUGGCCUAAGGAAUUGGAUACUGAUGAGAAGAUUGACCAUCAUUUUCCUAUACAAAUCACAACAAGCGAUUAUCUCCAUUCCUCCCCAACAAUCAGGGAUGCCCGAGCAAGAAUUGUCACACUACAAGUGAAACUUAGCACAUUGCAUCUCAACAGCCAUGCUAAGGAUAAACUACUUCGACUAGUCAAAGAACGUUACGAUCCCAUAACCGACAUCUUAACUAUAGUGUCAGAAAGAUGUCCUCUAAGAAAGCAGAACCUGGAUUAUGCGAUGUAUCUGCUGAACGUCCUCGUCAGCGAGUCUUGGAAAACAGAGCCGUGGGAGAACGAGAAAUCGGAAGCAGACAUGGAAAAAUACGUGUGGGAAGGAAGUCAGUCACAGCGUACAUUACAGCAGCUGUUAGAACGAAUGCCGGACAAAGCUCCCGUCCUGCCCGAAGACAUCGAACAGUACUCAACUAACGUUACGCGGUUCCAUAAUGAAGGUGAAACCACUGAAAAUGUAAACACAUACAAGGAAUCUGUUAAAAAGCUAUUGGGUUUGAAUGCCUGAUCCCUUUGAGUAGUGCUAACCAUCGAGUCGAAAUAAAAGUGUUUUUCACUCAAA